Molecule: messenger RNA, 1458 nt
Organism: Knipowitschia caucasica
Lineage: Eukaryota; Metazoa; Chordata; Actinopteri; Gobiiformes; Gobiidae
Source: the annotation of a GenBank genome assembly
AUGCCUGUCAAGACAGUAGGUCAGCGUCGUAGACCAAGGUCAAGGGGGACUGCACUACUCCAGAGGGCCCAGGUAGCAGCUAAACAACCACUAGCUCAAGGUCUAGAAGAGCGGCCUGAGCAUAUGGAUCUGCUGCUGGAGGAUGUGAUGAUGGGAUUGGACAUUUUACCAAGUAACAAGACAACCUCUAAACCUACGCCACGCACCAGGCGUUGUGUGACCCCUGCUUCUGUAGCGAAGAAAAGGAAACAAGAUGGAUCCACAGCUGUGGUUGUGGCGUCUGGAGGAAGAGGCAUGGCUAGCUCAGAGGGGCCUGUACUACAGCAGCAGCAGAAUGACGGGGAGAUUACAGACAUGCUGGAUCAGUUCCUUCAAUCCUUUGAGCGACUGGAAUCAGUAGCAGCACAAGACUCCACUGAAUCUGAGCCUCACACCAAUGUAAACCAACGCAGAAAACUCAACCUCCUAGAGGACUCUGUGCCGUCUGCAGGGACACCUGCUCAGAGCAUGUCUACACAGUCUGAGACCAGUGGCACUGACAGCCCAAAGGGACUAUCACAAACUUCUGCUCAGCUUCACAAAAACUCCAGCCCAGCUGUGAGACGUACACGAAGAAAGAAAGACUUUCUCUUCUCUCUGGAGAAACCCCGUGCUAAGCGUAAGAAAGUCUCAGUAAAUUCUGCUUUGAAGAAAGAGGAGGUGGAGCAUCAGACCACAAAGCAGCUUAAACAGAUUCCUGUGGUCCAACUGGAGCGCAGAUUACUCCCUAAAAACCGGAAAGUGGUCAGUCAGAGUCCUUCUCCCAGAGCUAGGAAUUCUACAUCUGCCAAUAUGUCCACCAAGACAUAUCCCAUCCGGAGCAGGUUUAAGGAGUCUCUUAACACGGAAAUUUUGUCCACUCCCAGAGGACAAAUGGAACAUAAUAAAGAGGUUGAAUCAACCACAAGAAAAGGGAGAAAAAGAGCUUUGGUCUCGAACAAUGAGGAGAGCAGUUCAGUUGAAGUAAAGAGAAUUAAACUCUUAAAUAGUCCCUCACAAAUGACAGAUACUGAUGUCAUUGACGUCGAGACCAUCUCGCUGAGCAGUACACACAACCCAGUAUUGAUAGAUAACUUGGAAGGGGAGACUGACCUCAUCUUAGAAGUGUGUUCUACAAACGCAGACCAGGAGAGCAAUGAUAUCAUUGAUGUGGACAGUUUAGACGAGGACUUGGAUCAGACGAGAGGACUCGAGAGAGAACUGGUCCAAUCAGAGGUGGUUUGUUCCCUCAGAGCUGAUAUUGUUACUACAUGUGAUGCUUUGGAAAAUGAUAUCGAUGUGACUGGCGGCUCAAGCCCCGCCCCCACUCCAGUGCUCAUCAGCUGGACGGACUCCUCAGAGUUUGAGGACGACGUGGGGUCAGAGUCAUCAGAGGAAAUGACCGUUGUGUUGUCAAAAGGGAGACUGGUGCGAUGCUAA